Scleropages formosus (Asian bonytongue) is the source of this 1652-nucleotide messenger RNA. Its product is annotated as homeobox protein Hox-B9a. The transcript has 4 exons. Gene Ontology annotation, molecular function: DNA-binding transcription factor activity, RNA polymerase II-specific; RNA polymerase II cis-regulatory region sequence-specific DNA binding. NCBI's taxonomy places the organism in Eukaryota, Metazoa, Chordata, Actinopteri, Osteoglossiformes, Osteoglossidae. The coding region runs from base 307 to 1059 and encodes 250 amino acids. The record is from RefSeq and is a predicted model, not a curated record. Gene Ontology annotation, cellular component: nucleus. Gene Ontology annotation, biological process: proximal/distal pattern formation; DNA-templated transcription; anterior/posterior pattern specification.
CGGCUCUCAUGCUGUAAACACGUUCUGUGGGGAACGGAUCCAGAGGUCCGGAAGACUCAGCUUUGUAUGAACUAUAUUAUGACAUCCAGCCCCUUGCAAAGAGUUUCUGUUCGCUUCGAGAAAUUACCACGUUCAUAAAAACCAAGGCUCAGGAAAAAGUCGGACCAAUCAUUUGGCUGGGAGCUCCAGCACCAGAGCCCCGCUCCACCUCGCAGCCUCAGGAGUCGGAAGGACCAGCGUGCAAAUCUUGCCGAGCGCUUCCACACUUUUCCCCGCACUGAACCGUUACUUGUAUGAUGUCUCAUAAUGUCAGUUUCUGGAACACUUAGCAGUUACUAUGUCGAUUCCCUCAUAAGUCAUGAAAAUGAAGAUCCUACUUCAGCCAAGUUCUCCAACAUACAGUGCUCGAGUUACAGACAAGCCGGAGGACAGAGUGACCACGGCGAGUUCCCCUCCUGCAGCUUCCAGCCCAAAACGGCCGUUUUCGGCGCACCUUGGAGUCCUUUCGCGUCCUACUCCUCUAGCAGUUUACCUUCGGUUUACCACGCUUACGUCCCGACUGAGCCUCCUCCUUCGUCGGACGCCAGGUACCUUCGCACUUGGCUCGAUCCUCCGCCGAGAGCUGAGUCACUGGGCGGACAGGACCAUGUCAAAGUAGAGCCCCUGCUUGGACACCUCGGAGAGUCCUCGAACCUUGGGGGACAUGAGUACAAUUUGGAAUCGUCUUCUGCCAGGGAGAACUCCUCAAAUCAAGCCGGUACCGGUUUCGAGGACAAUAAGGACAUUUGUGAAAGCAACGAGGACAAAGAAGGGCCAGAUCAAAACGACCCCUCGGCCAACUGGCUGCAGGCCCGCUCCACAAGGAAGAAGAGGUGUCCUUACACCAAGUACCAAACACUGGAGCUCGAGAAGGAGUUCUUGUUUAACAUGUACCUCACGCGGGACAGGAGACAUGAGGUCGCCCGCCUCUUGAACUUGACAGAGAGGCAAGUCAAAAUCUGGUUCCAGAAUCGACGGAUGAAAAUGAAGAAAAUGAAUAAAGACCAAGCUAAAGAUUAGAGAGGAGCGUAAUGAAAUAAAAAAGAAAACACGUGGAUAGCCUUGCAUUUGUCCGGCAUUUUCUUUUUGUCCAUUCCUAAAGAGGUUAAUAUAGGCUUUUAAAAAUGUUUUAAUAUAUGCAGUGUUUCCUUUCUUGUGUGGACCACCAUGUCCAUUUAUGUCGAUAGCAGUUACUAACUGAGCUAAAAUCCGAAUAAUCUUUAAAAAAUGUAACAACACUUAGUAAAGUGCAAUGUGCGAAGUGUAUUUUGCCUCAUUGUUGUGCAGCACAUAUUUCAUAGGUCCGUUUCUCUAAUGCAGUUAUGUUUCAUUUUGUUUACUGUUUCUGUGUUGUUACGAAUAAAUGAGUGCGAAGUGUAAAAUAGUAUCUGAGUGUAUAAUCAUAAUUUUAUCACUGUGCACAAUAUUUGUGUAGGAAAUAUCCCUACGACACUAUAGGCAUAGCCAUGCCCCCCCGACACACACACACACACACACACACACACACACACACACACACACACCACACACAAAUGUUCAAGUAAGUCUAAUGCCCGCAGACUACUUGACUCCACUGUGCACUGUUGCUAAUAUUUGUUGAUCCCACUAAAUCC